AUGUCGCUCGCUGACAAAGACACUCGGACUGCUCCUGCGAUCCAUGAUAUUCCCCUCAAUGACCUGGAGUCAGGCCCCCAUGGAAGCAAGUCGUCCUUCAACUGGACGAAUCUAUCCGACUACACCCCCUCCAAUGUGCUCGCACGUCCUGAUCGGCUGUCUUCACACGUACAACACGUCACAGAUCACUGGCAGGAAUGUUUAGAACGUUGGCUUAAAAGAUUGGGCAUCGCGCUCACACCGAGCUAUCUGCAACAUUUGGUGGGCGGGGAGCCUCCCCAGUCCACGAAACUCCAUGCGAUCGCGGCGCUGGAUGGCUUGAGAGGCUGGGCCUGUCUGCUGGUCUUCAAUUUCCAUUUUCUUUUCACCUACACAUGGAAAGUCGCAGUGGGGUGGGGUUUUAAUAACGAGAACUACGGGAUCCUCCACCUUCCCAUCUUUCACCUCCUUGUCUCCGGCCACAUCAUGGUUGCUAUCUUCUUCGUGAUUUCGGGAUAUGUGCUAUCCUACAAGCCUCUGAAGAUGAUCCGUACUCGCUCCUGGGAGCAAACAUUGGCUACUUUAGCGUCCUCGACCUUUCGUCGCGGUCUCCGGCUGUACAUUCCCUCCAUUGUCGGAAUCGUUCUGGUCCUUGUUGCCGUGCGUCUCGGCGUCUACAACUACUCGCUUAAAGUCAUCAAUGAAGGACACACCAUCCUCGGCACGAACGAGCAGCAUCCUCCUCUGAUGAAGUCCUUUACCAAACAAUUUUGGGACAUGUACCUCACGGUGGUGCACCUCAUGGACCCCUGGAACUGGGCGCUCUACUACAACUAUUACAACCCACACCUGUGGACGAUUCCAGUGGAGUUCCGGUGCUCGAUUGUCCUCUUCCUCGCCAUCAUCGCAACCUCGCGCGUUACAGCCGUUGCUCGCCUCUGCCUGGUUAGCGGCCUAGUCUGGUUCUGUAUGCGCUGGGGCCGGUGGGACGUCGUCCUGUUCCUGUCUGGCAUGCUCAUGGCUGAAGCCGAUCUGAUCAACGGUGCAUGGGAGCGCCUAUCCGCAGAUGAAAAGCUCAUGCACCGCACCCGUUCCACCCUCUCACGCCGCAAAUUCUGGAUUGCCCUCUUCAUCUUCGGCCUCUAUCUGGGCUCCGCUCCGAUCACAGGCUACAAGUGGACACCCUUCUACUGGUGGACCUGGAGAAUCACCCCCAAGACCUACCCCGAACCGCACCGCUUCCCGCAGACGCUCGGUGCAGUCCUGAUCGUCUUCAGCAUAAACCACUCCAAGGAUAUCCAGAAGCUCUUCGUCAACCCACUGUCGCAAUAUCUGGGCAAAAUCUGUUUUGCCUUCUACAUCGUCCAUGGCCCUAUCCUGCAUUCCCUGGGCUACUCGCUUAUGCCGAAUAUCUGGAAAAUCACCGGCAAGGAGACAGAUUUCCAGUACUGCCUGGGGUUCUUGGUCGGGUGGCUCAUUUGCUUGCCCGUUUCCCUCUGGGCGGGCGACGUCUUCUGGCGCGCCGUCGACAUUCCCAGCGUCAAAUUCGCCCGGUGGGUGGAGGAUAAAGUGCUUGUCAAGAUGACCGGGCGGCAGAAUUCAACGCCGAACGCACAUAUGCACUAA
Molecule: messenger RNA, 1605 nt
Organism: Aspergillus viridinutans
Lineage: Eukaryota; Fungi; Ascomycota; Eurotiomycetes; Eurotiales; Aspergillaceae
Product: acyltransferase family protein
Exons: 1
Coding region: 1-1605 (534 amino acids)
Biological process (GO): polysaccharide biosynthetic process
Cellular component (GO): membrane
Molecular function (GO): acyltransferase activity, transferring groups other than amino-acyl groups
Source: RefSeq, a predicted model, not a curated record